AUGGUCGCAGCAGCUGAGUAUCCGCAAGCAAUGGUCGCAGCAGCUGAGUAUCCGCAAGCAAUGGUCGCCCGCAGAGACUGUUCGGCAGAGACUGUUCGGCAGAGACUGUUCGGCAGAGACUGUUCGGCAGAGACUGCUCGGCAGAGACUGCUCGGCAGAGACUGCUCGGCAGAGACUGCUCGGCAGAGACUGCUCGGCAGAGACUGCUCGGCAGAGACUGCUCGGCAGAGACUGCUCGGCAGAGACUGCUCGGCAGAGACUGCUCGGCAGAGACUGCUCGGAUGA
This is a messenger RNA of Knipowitschia caucasica, 285 nucleotides long. The record is from the annotation of a GenBank genome assembly. Lineage: Eukaryota; Metazoa; Chordata; Actinopteri; Gobiiformes; Gobiidae.